AUUUAAGAGCUGUACUUAAUGCAAAGGGUGCAAAUAUCUACCAGCUAAGCCAUUACACCACAAGUGUCAUUUUAAAUGGCCCAGAAGACCAGGUCAUACGACAAGGUUUGAAAAAAGUCAACUUUGAGCAAUAUGAUGGGGUCAUCUCUGUUGUAAAUAUCAGACACGUGCACUGGAGGUUUGUGUAUCUACAUGCUACAACUAACACCAUUUUCAUACUUGACCCUCAACGUGGUAGUGAUGAAAUGAAACUUGCCACACAAGCAUGCAAAAAAAUUUUGGAAUAUUUCAGGAAGAGAGGAAACCAGCACGGAAGAAAAGACUGGGUGGACACUAUGUGGAAGCCUGGGACAAUACACCAUUCGUUCCAGGAGGAUGCUUUCAGCUGUGGUGUCUUUGUGAUGCAGAUGGCCAAGCAGGUGGUGGAACACUUUCCAAACAUUCCUGAGAGCAUCAACAUAAUACCCAGCAAAGAGGAGAUGUGCCACAUCAGGAAAAAUGUUGCCAAAACAAUUUUGCAGGCAUCAGUGUCGAGAGAUGAGUAUUGCUCUGUAUGUGGACAAAAAGACACUAAGAAAAAAAAAGGCCAAAAGGACCAAACAGAGGAGCUCUGCACCUGGGUUCAAUGUGAAUUAUGCCAGAGGUGGUUUCAUGUCCAGUGCCUCGAAAUUAAUCUGCCACCAAAAGAGGAACCAUGGAUUUGUGGAAUUCUGCGAGAUUGUACCGCUAGCCCAGUGUGGAAGCUGGAGGAGCUGAACACGCAGCGCUGGGAUUCAGUACUGGUCACAGGCAGUUCUGCGGACAGUGAUCCAACAUUUACAAAAUUAAAGAAUCCUGCUACAGAAAGUUCUUCGCUGUACCUGUUUGGUUGCGGUGAUAUCAGUAUUUAUGAGGUAAAAGCCUUUAAUGAAGCGUUCCGGUCCUGGUUUAUCGGACAGACAGUACAAAGAGAUGGUAGACUGCUGUAUGUGACUCCCAUUGAUUGUUUAUUUCUGCUGUUGCCAUACAUUACAAGUGCUGCCACUGAGGGAAAGUUCCAGCCAGUGAAGCAGAUGGUGAUGGAUGAGGAUUUCCCUGGAUGCACAAGGCUUCUGCAAUGCAAACAGGGAAUGGAUGCCCUUCAACAUGUUGCAGAUGAAAAAGAGGUUGGUGGCCUGAAGUUCCACAGAUAUAACCAGGAAAAGACCAUGGAGUGGCUUAAGAAAAAGGUUCAAAGGACAGUAAGCACACUCAAAAAGAGUAAUAUAUCAGUUGGUGUUGGAGUAAAGUCUAGCACAUUUGUCAGAGUCAAACAGGAAGCAGAUGCCACAGAAGAGGAUUACUUGCGUUACGCACAUGGACUCAUAUCAGAGUACAUCAGUGAAAACCUGAGCAAAGAUCUCCUCAAGCAUCUGCAGUUGGCCGAGAUAUCCAGCCCUAAAGAGACAGAGCCUCCUUCUAAGAAACGAAAACUGUCAGAUAAACCAGUAGAGGCCGGAGAAGACUACACCAAGUUUAACAGCGCAGAGUUUGCACGAAAAGCUACGAAGAUGACUGCAGCUCAGAAGACUCUUGCCAAAGUAGACAAAACUGGCAUGAAGAGCAUCUCAGCAUUCUUCAGCCCUAAAAUUAAGCAAGAGAAGAACUAAAUUAGUGUCCCUGUGUUUAUUUUUGCUAAUAAAUU
This is a messenger RNA of Xyrauchen texanus (razorback sucker), 1663 nucleotides long. RefSeq names its product ribonuclease H2 subunit B-like. Gene Ontology annotation, cellular component: ribonuclease H2 complex; nucleoplasm. The record is from RefSeq and is a predicted model, not a curated record. The transcript is spliced from 18 exons. Bases 246 to 1628 code for a protein of 460 amino acids. Gene Ontology annotation, biological process: RNA catabolic process; ribonucleotide metabolic process. Lineage: Eukaryota; Metazoa; Chordata; Actinopteri; Cypriniformes; Catostomidae.